Molecule: messenger RNA, 564 nt
Organism: Capronia epimyces CBS 606.96
Lineage: Eukaryota; Fungi; Ascomycota; Eurotiomycetes; Chaetothyriales; Herpotrichiellaceae
Exons: 1
Coding region: 1-564 (187 amino acids)
Source: RefSeq, a predicted model, not a curated record
AUGGCCACUACCACCGCUAUCACGAUCACUGCUUUUCUCGCCCUGAUCCUCGUGGGCAUGAUAAAUGCUUUGGCGGUCCCACGUCCGGAUAAAAGCCUCGAGAUCCACAAACUAGGAGCACAGGAUCUGGUCAAGCGCAACAUCACCGUCGGCACACAACAGCUCGACCUCAAUAUCGACCCAGACAUUGUCAACCCGAACUGCGGCGGAGUCUACCUUGCCAACAUCAACGUGCAGUUUGCACCUGACCCGUUCUACCUCACGGCAGCCUGCAACAAGGUGCUCAGCUACAUUGGAGGACCGAAGGGGAACAAAGAUGUCGACGUCGUCUUUGCUUGUCUCGCCCAACCCACAAGUGGCAGUGGAGACCGAGACAUAAAGGUCAUCUUGAACACGCAGGCCAAUUUCGUCCUGGAUGGCAGCCAGAGUGGCACCCAAAACAUCCCAGCAAACAUGGAGAUCACAUCCGAGAAUGACAACUUUUUCCUAUCGACAAGCGUCGAUAUCGGCGUCAAAGUCAACAGUGGUGCUGGCAAGGUGACUUUCCAGUACAUCUACUGUUGA